Messenger RNA from Physella acuta, 1278 nucleotides. RefSeq names its product sodium-coupled neutral amino acid transporter 7-like. Gene Ontology annotation, cellular component: membrane. NCBI's taxonomy places the organism in Eukaryota, Metazoa, Mollusca, Gastropoda, Physidae. Gene Ontology annotation, biological process: amino acid transmembrane transport. The record is from RefSeq and is a predicted model, not a curated record. Gene Ontology annotation, molecular function: L-amino acid transmembrane transporter activity.
AUGCCAGGAUCUGGGUGGAUUAGGUCAGCAUUUCUUCUGGUCAACGCCACACUUGGUGCCGGACUUCUCAACUUCCCCAUGGCCUAUCACCAGGCUGGCGGAGUCCUCACGGCAAUGACCGUCCAGUCAAUCUGUGUAGCCGUCAUGGUGCUUACUGUCUUCAUCAUGGGCUACUGCGCCACUGUAAAGGGAAGCAACACCUACCAAGACGUGGUUCUCUCCCUUUGUGGCCCAAAAGCCCAGCUGGCUUGUGCUGUUUGUAUUUUACUGCACUGUUUUGUAUUCUGUAUAUCCUUUCUCAUUAUCAUCGGUGAUCAAUGGGAACUAUUCUUUUUUAAAGUAGCUCAGGACAUUUACUGUACAACCCAUCCGAUCUACAUGAGAAGGGCUUUCAUUAUAUCCGUAACGGCAGUGGUCCUUAUACUUCCUUUAUGUUUUACAAAAAGAAUUGAUUUUUUGAUUUACACCAGUAUCGCUGGUGUUAUAAGUAGCUUAUACUUAGCUAUGCUGGUAACAACAAAGUAUUUUCUACCUCAUGAUACACCAGACACCAUCACCACAGAACCGCGUUCAUGGGUUGAUAUUUUCCUUGUAUUACCAAACGUAUGUCUAGGCUAUGAUUGUCAUAUCGAAAUCAUCGCUAUCUACUCCUGUAUGGCCAAACGUAACAUGAGAGAGUUCUCUAAAACAGUAACACUUGCCUUGAUAGUGUGUAUCGUAUUCUACACGCUCACCGCUGCUUUAGGUUAUCUACAGUUUGGUGACGAUAUUGCAAACGACAUACUGCUGUCGUUUAAACCUACAGCUGAGGUGAUGGUUGCUGUGGUUCUUGUGGCUGUCAAAGUAUGCACCUCCUACCCCAUUAUAUGCUACUGCGGAAAGACUGCAUUUGAAACCGUAUGGAGAAUGUUCUGGAAAAUGAGUCCAGAAGACAUGUUGUACAGCGAAAAGACGAGACGUGUCAUCACUACAUUGGUGUGGUUCACCUUGACCCUGAUCUCAUCCGUUUUCGUCCCCAACAUAGGCGUGGCCAUACAGAUCCUUGGGGGACUGUCUGCCUUUUGUGUGUUUGUAUUCCCAGGUUUAUGUUUGCUAAAGUUGAUGCAGAGUAGAACAGAAACCGUAGAGAAACAAGCCAUGAAACACCAUAUUUUGACGGGAACAGCCGUUGUACUUGUUAUAGUUGGUGUAUUCCUCUUGGGGCAAAUUAGUGUGCAGGUCAUUGUGAAAAAUAUUCAGGGAGAAACGACAGACUCCUCAAGAUUUACGUGUAGUUAA